Molecule: messenger RNA, 4076 nt
Organism: Calliphora vicina (urban bluebottle blowfly)
Lineage: Eukaryota; Metazoa; Arthropoda; Insecta; Diptera; Calliphoridae
Gene: Rsod
Product: Related to Sod
Exons: 11
Coding region: 506-3961 (1151 amino acids)
Biological process (GO): superoxide metabolic process
Molecular function (GO): metal ion binding
Source: RefSeq, a predicted model, not a curated record
GUGAGAAAAUUACGCAUGCGCAACGAGUCAAUAAACACAAGAAAAUAAUUCAAAACACACCACUUACAAUUUCCGUUUUCAACUUUGGUAUAAACAAUGGUUAAAAGAAGCAAAUAACAACAACUAACUGGCUGGUAGACCUUCAAGAGAACGACUGACUGACUAACUCUGCUCAUACAAGUAGAAACAAAAACAACCGAUAAUGUACGAGUUGAAUAUUUGUGUAGCUCUUUUCUUUCUUAACCAGGCUUUCAGUUGAGUUUAAGACCUCAAACAGUGAUUUUGUUUUUAAAGCCAGGCCAAUACAGCAAAACCGUUGCUGACGUUAAAGAAACAAAAAACUUUGUAACAAAAACAACAACGUUAAAAAACAAUUGAAAAAUGUGAAAGUAAAAUGGAAUUUUAACAGUAAAAAAAACCAAGAAAAUUGUUUUUAAUUUAAAGAAAAUUGUACAUAGAAAUAAAUAAAAUAUUUAGUUUAGCUUACAGAAAUAAUAAAAAUAAAAUGUUAAAUAAACAAAAUUAUUUAAAUUUAAUUGUCUUGUUGUUGGUAUUAUUUAAUAUUGCAUCACAAGCUUCAGGCCAACAAUUAAUUGCUUAUAUAUCGCAACAUGGUCUACAUGGCGAAAUAACAUUUCGUCAAGUCAACUCUAGUCAUGUAGAAAUUAUCUCAGAUCUUGAAACCACUCUGCAGUAUCCGGAGCAGGCUUGGAGUUGGUCGGUGCGCAAGUUUCCCGUUGACUACACCAAUACCGAUACAAAUGAACGCUGUGAACUCGAACGUUUGGGUGAUGUGGUUGUGACAUUUGACGAAGAUCUAGAGUAUUUGGUAUUACCCGGAAAUGAGACGUCCACAUGGUGGAGAGAAAUGCUUUUGAUUGGCGACAAAGGUAUCUGGGGUAAAUCCUUAGUACUAACCGAGGUCACACGAAAUGUGCGCGUAUGUGCCACCAUCACCACCAUACGAAUGAAUGUAGAACACAUGGCUGAGGCACGUUUUAACACACCCAUAGCUGGAUCUGUCUAUUUUCGUUGGUUGGCGCCCACCGACGGUACUUCAGGGGAUACACUAAUUUACUCGGAUCUCUAUCACAUCCAAUCGCAACCAGCUAAUGAAUACAACACAAAACCAAUGACUACACAUCAUUGGAAAAUAUUUGUUACCGAUAUCUUCAAAUAUGAUCAUCAUCGUACGGAAGAUAAUUGUAAUUUUCUGCAAUUGGUAUUCGAUCCGGCCGGUGAGGGUGAUGGACGUGGUAUUGGUGAUCUGGAUAGUCGUUUGGGUAAGAUACGUGUGGCUAAGAAUGCUUUGCGUGUGCCGCAAAGAGCGGUGUUUCGCGAUGAAAAGUUGGCUUUGUUGCCAUCCGAUUUGACAAUACCGCAUCGUACUUUGUAUUUGGUUUUGUUCGAUGAUCAACAUCCGGAAAAUUAUUUGGCUUGCACCAAGAUAAGAGAUGUUAAGCAAUUGAAUUAUAAAUCUUUUGUUAAUCAUGAAGGCAUUAAAGGAGAAGUUACUCUUACUCAGCGUUCAAAAUUUGAUCCUACAUUCCUUAAUUUCUCCAUAAAUACAGCCGGCGAACAAGCUGAACAUGUUGCUCGUAAAUUUGCCGAAGAUGUAGCUGCUUUUCGUAUACACACUUUACCACCUGUACCCCUUAAAAUGGGUAAAUCGGAUUACUGUGAUUCGACCGGAUCUCUCUAUAAUCCCAGAGAUAUUGAAAAGUCUAUCAUACCGCCAGCCGGUUUUGGCACUCAAGAUCAAUAUCCUAUAGGUGAGGUAAGCGGAAAAUUGCAGAGUCGCAAUAAAAAGUACUAUCAUCACUCAUUUUUGCCGGGCACCAGCUCCGAGCUAAAUGGUUUAUAUUGGGAUGUUUUCUUGCCCUUGCAAGGCUUAGACAGCAUAGCCUAUCGCAGUUUAGUGAUCUAUCACUACAAUCGCUCGAAUUUGGAAAACAUCACAGAGAAAGUAUGGAGUUGUGGCACCAUAAAUCAAUAUCUAAAGACUGGUUAUCAAAAGCAGAUGUUUACCGCCCAAGUACUAUUCAGAUACCCCAUAGUUGGCAGAGUUCUAUUUCGCCAACCAGCUGAGGAACCUUGGCAGGACACAACAGUGAUAUUUGAGUACAUGAUACAUGCUGAUGGUUCCACACAAAAUAAUACUUUCUCUCAUCGUUGGGCCAUUCACAGUAGUGCUCCGGGCAAAGAUUUCUAUGAUUGGCAAAAUCGCUGCAUAUCUGCUGGCAAUGUUUUUAAUCCGUAUAAAGUUGAUUGGGGUAAUCAUUCGGUGGAUGAUUAUUGCAGUCCCCGAUUACCUGCCAUGUGUCGUAUAGGAGCUUUAGAUACACGUAUUGGAGUUUUAAAUAUAGCAGGCAGUAAACGCAAUGCCCAGGAAAUAAGUCGUUUGAUGUUUACCGACUCUAAUCUGCCCUUAUCGGGAAGACAUAAUAUAUUGGGUAAAUCAUUGGUUAUCUAUGAUGAUUUCGGUCCCAAGGCAAGAGGAGAAAGAUUGGCUUGUUCAAGUAUAAUUGGUCACUUUCGCCGAAAAGUUGUGGCUAAAGAUUGGUAUGCUAAUGGCGAUGAAUUGACUGUAUCGGGCAAAGUGGAGAUAACUCAACAAUCUGAAUAUGAUGUUAGCAAUAUAGAAGUACAAUUUAAGGGUUUGGAGCAGCAAACAAGUGGUUAUCAUAUACAUAUGACUCCCGUUGAAGCCAAUUUAGCCUUUCCCUGUGAAGCUUCCACUUUAUAUGGUCACUUCAAUCCCUAUGGCAUUAAUCCCAAACAAUCUCCUCCACCGCGUCAGGGCAGCACAGAGCAAUACGAAAUGGGUGAUUUGAGCGGGAAAUUUGGCACCCUAGAUUCUCUGACCCAGUACGAGGGAGCGUUUAACGACACCAAUUUACCUUUGUUCGGCAUUAAUAGUAUCAUAGGUCGUUCUGUGGUGAUUCACAAGAAAAAACGUAAUGCUCGUUGGGCCUGCAGUACCCUAGAGCGUGGCUACGCUCCCAGCGAGGCUCGAGAGUUACGAGCUAUUGCUUCGUUCCAUCAUCCCACGGGUUAUGCGUAUGGUUAUGUUAAAAUGACUCAAUUGGUUCAUAGUGAUGGCAGUCAGUCGGACACAGUGAUUGAGGUUAAACUGAGACAUCCGGGUAAAAAUGAUAGAAAUAUGACUCGCAAUCACAAUUGGCAGAUAUUUGUGAAUUCUGUUGGUGUGGAUGCUGUAGUUAAGCCUACAAAUACACGUUGUGUUGCCGGUGGUUAUGUUUGGAAUCCAUAUUUCACUCAACUCGCGGAUCCUUUAAAUCGUGAUUUAUACGAACGUGAAUGCGGACCCGAUAAUCCAUUACGUUGUUAUGUUGGCGAUGUGGGAGCACGUUUGGGAACAAUUGAUCUAGGUGGCGAACGCAGAGUUUUUACCGACUCAAAUUUCCCUCUCGAAAGGCCAGUAGGAGCCAUAGGACGUUCUAUAGUUAUAUUUGCACCAGAUUUUUCGGGCGAAAGAUAUGCCUGCGCCAAUAUUGAACCAGAUCAUAAUGUUAUUAAAUACAUAAACUUGCAAAAACCUCCCAGAUUUGUGGUGGCCCAAUUUUUGGAAGAGUUAAGAUCGGUUAUGGGCAUACCGGAAUGGAUGUUAGAUGUUGAUGCUCGCAAGACGAAGGAAUUACAUGGCGGCAGUUGUAUACAAAUGAUUAUACAUUUUAAGGGUCCCUUGGCACAUCGUUUGGAAAUGGAUAUGUCACGUUUGAUAGCUGCUGGACGUUUAGAGGCACCCAGUCUUUAUAUACCGGGCUAUGUCAAUACUAAACGCAAAUCAACCAUUUCGUAUCGAACAUGUGGUGUAAGAGAUAUUAAAGAAAAUCGUAACAAAUCAUUUAAAAGUGGAUUUUCUACCAGCGGCAAUCGUCAGCAGCAACCAACAUUGUUAAUACUCCUCGUUUUUAGUUGUCUAGGUGUAUUUUUUUAGAAAACUGUUAUAAUUUUUAUUAGUCAUAAAUACAAUGUUUUUAAGCAAUAAAAAAAAGUAUAAAUAAAUUUUAAAUAUACUAAACACAUAAAUACGUAUAAAUACGUCAAACACA